CCCCUUCAACAAGUGGGCGCACAGUGCCGAGCCCGCUUGUCACGAGCACCCCGCGACUGUCUACCACGACCGAACGUCGACGAAAACAUAUCCCUCGCCGUUGGCUCCGGUUCCCGGGCGUCACAAUCGGUCACCGCUACGAUGUGGUGGUUCAUUAGCGCGUGCUCGAGCGCUAUCUUCCUACUCAGCAUCGUCCUCUCAAUACCCAUCGCCUUUGACGUCGGGGGCCGCGAUGCCGGGCUAGCCUACUCGCUGGCGCUCUUCUUGUUCUACUUCUUCUACAGCAUCGCAAAGCUGUUAACACCAGAAAAGUCGCGCGUACGGUGGUUCUUCAGGAAUCUGGUCGGUCUGUCACAAUGGGUAGUCAUCCCGACGCUGUUGAUUUGGUCGCUGAACCGCUUCUCGGUCGAUGCCGAGAGCACCGGCUGGGUAGCGCGAACGUUCUCCCAAAUUACAUCGACACACCAUAAGACCUGGAAGCAGUGGUUUUUUGGCCAGGAGGGAUUUAUCGAAACGGUGGCACUAGGCGCAUGGGACAACACCCUGAGCUAUUCGAGCCCUGUUUUCCAGCUGCUUGAGGGCUUCUGCAGCCUGCUGGUCAUCCAGGCCGCCGGCCAGAUUACAAGGUGGCUCGUCAACCGCGGGAGGAGUGACACAUGGGUGAUCAUCCUCCUCGUCUUCUCCGGUUCCAUCAUUUCAAGCGCCGUCUAUUUCUUGUGGCGUGUAAUUUCCUUCCCGCAAGUCAGCAACCUGGAUGCCACUCUUAUCGGGGUCGCCAUGACAUCAGCCGCCUUCCUGUGCGCUUUCGGCAUCGCCAGCGGACGCGGAAAUCCCGUAGAAUCCUCCCUGCUAUUCGCCUACGCCGUCCUCUGCGUCUACCAGAUCUUUACCGAUUACCAACCGUCGGCCGAGGCUGCAGCCGCGGCAGAGCAGGCAGCCGCGGCGCAGCCCGACUUCCCGCCGUUACCCCCGAUUAUCAUGGCCUCGUACUCGACACUGAUGCAUAUGCUGAGCAGCCUACCCACGGCCGUGAGCUCAUCAUUCCAGUUCCUCUACGCCGCAUUCCAGACCAUAACGCCCAGCGUCAUCAUCUCGCUAACGUACCGUAUCAUUGUAUUCUAUUGCGCCACGCGGAUCAUACCGGCCGUGAGGGAGUUGGGCGCAACGGCGAUCAUGGAGGAACCGACGCUGGAGGACACGGAGGGGGCGAACCGCCUGAUUGGGUUCCUCAGCUGGUUUUCCCCCUCCAUGCUCAUUGCCGUCUACACUAGCCUUCUUCUGCAGCAUUUCAGCGUCUCCAGUGGCGACGAUGCCGGGUGGACACUGCGGGCGGGCGAUGCCGGUGGCAGCACCUGGCGAUGGGUCAACAUUGCCGCAACCAUGGGGCUGUAUGCUGUCGAGUUGUACCUCGGAGGGGACGGGGACGGAGGAACGCAUUGGAAAACCGACUAGGAAGGGCAUGGAUUCUGCAGAUCCUCGAGCA
This is a messenger RNA of Chaetomium fimeti, 1483 nucleotides long. Its product is annotated as ICE2-domain-containing protein. Gene Ontology annotation, cellular component: endoplasmic reticulum membrane; cortical endoplasmic reticulum; perinuclear endoplasmic reticulum. Bases 142 to 1452 code for a protein of 436 amino acids. NCBI's taxonomy places the organism in Eukaryota, Fungi, Ascomycota, Sordariomycetes, Sordariales, Chaetomiaceae. The record is from RefSeq and is a predicted model, not a curated record. The transcript has 2 exons. Gene Ontology annotation, biological process: endoplasmic reticulum inheritance.